AUGAAUACUCACAAUCAACUCCCCUCGAGCCACAGUUCAGUUGAAUCCAGGUUUGCUUCUGGGUUCCUUAAAGCCCUAAAGAAAAUGAACAAGAAUAGACCAUCUUCACCAUCUAUCAGAGAUACUUACAGAAGAUAUAAUUUCAUUAGGGUUUCAGCCUAUGGAUUGAUGGCUUCAGCGGUCAGACCGGGGAGAGCAUGGAGUCAUGCUACACUUUGGAAGAUACGAAACCGUACAUUUCACCGUGCUUUGAUGAAACGAAGCCGAACCCAUUCCUUGACGAGAAGAGUUGCAAGAGGAAACCCUAGAAACGAGUUAGGUUGUGAGCAGGUAAAUGAUCUUCGGAAGCUUGUGCCAGGCGGUGAAGAAAUGAAAUUUUGCAGAUUGCUGAAUGAAACUGCUCACUACAUGAAAUGCCUUCAAGCCCAAGUACAGAUCAUGAGAAAUAUUGUAGAUCAUUAUUCCACUUGA
Molecule: messenger RNA, 471 nt
Organism: Fraxinus pennsylvanica
Lineage: Eukaryota; Viridiplantae; Streptophyta; Magnoliopsida; Lamiales; Oleaceae
Source: the annotation of a GenBank genome assembly